Paramormyrops kingsleyae is the source of this 2202-nucleotide messenger RNA. Its product is annotated as palmitoyltransferase ZDHHC14-like. NCBI's taxonomy places the organism in Eukaryota, Metazoa, Chordata, Actinopteri, Osteoglossiformes, Mormyridae. Gene Ontology annotation, cellular component: endoplasmic reticulum; Golgi apparatus. Gene Ontology annotation, molecular function: protein-cysteine S-palmitoyltransferase activity. Gene Ontology annotation, biological process: protein targeting to membrane; peptidyl-L-cysteine S-palmitoylation. The record is from RefSeq and is a predicted model, not a curated record.
ACAUGGAAAGUUUGACAGAUAUUGCAAUUCAAGAUAUAAGGACGUGUAAGCCGGAGAUAAUUUAAAUAUCUUCAAGGCGAAGUGUUUAGAAACAUUUCCGCCAUACUUCUGUAAGGUUAUAUUUUGGGUAGUUAUCCAUCACUCACAAAGGAACUUAAGACACGGGUUCCUGCAAACGAUCACAUUGAAUAAGUUGUACUGUUUUAGUGGCGAACAUUGAGAUCGUGGGUUGAUGGAUCCUGGGAUGACAGAGUGUCAGUACAGUCAGAUCAGCACGGUCGCCUCAUCGCCCAUGGAGAGCCAGCUUGGGAAGAAGAUCCCCAAAAGGAAGUGGCAAACUUUUCCGGGCAGGAAUAAGUUUUACUGCAAUGGAAGGAUCAUGAUGGGUAGACAAACCGGUGUCUUCUACCUUACAUUGGUACUUAUCGUGGUCACCAGCGGGCUCUUCUUUGCUUUUGACUGUCCCUUCCUGGCCUACAGCCUGAGUCCUGCCAUCCCGGCUAUAGGUGCUUUCCUCUUCCUCUUCGUCAUGGGCAUGCUGUUAAGGGCCAGCUUCAGCGACCCCGGUGUGCUGCCCCGCGCCACCCCCGACGAGGCCGCCCACCUGGAGUGCCAGAUCGCUGACGAUGGCAUUAACAGCCCGGGGUCGGGGGGGUGCCGCUCUCCCCCACGGACCCAGGAGGUCGUCAUCAACGGGCAAACUGUGAAGCUGAAGUACUGCUUCACCUGCAAGAUCUUCAGGCCGCCAAGAGCCUCUCACUGCAGCCUCUGUGACAACUGUGUUGAGAGGUUUGACCACCACUGCCCCUGGGUGGGCAACUGUGUGGGCAAGAGGAACUACCGCUACUUCUACCUCUUCAUCCUCUCGCUGUCCUUCCUCACGAUCUUCAUCUUCGCCUUCGUCAUCACGCACAUUGUCCUCAGGUCCAAUCAGACUGGCUUCCUCAGCGCUCUCAAAGACAGCCCUGCCAGUGUGCUAGAGGUGGUCGUCUGCUUCUUCUCCAUGUGGUCCAUCGUGGGCCUCUCUGGCUUCCACACCUACUUGAUUGGCUCCAACCAGACCACUAACGAAGAUAUCAAGGGCUUGUGGUCGUCCAAGAGAGGGAAGGGCAACUACAACCCCUACAGCUACAGCAGUGUCAUCACCAACUGCUGCGCCGCACUUUGCGGGCCUCUUCCACCCAGUCUGAUUGACCGACGUGGCUUCAUCCAGCCAGACACCCCGCAGACUGCGAUCCAGUCCAAUGGAACCACAGCCUACGUGGCACCCCAGCCUCAGGCCCCUAUGUGUGACCAAGAUCAGUGCAUUCAGGGCACUAAAUUCGUUUUCCAGGCUGCCACCACUCCCCUGCUGCACAGCGACCCCAUCUCUUUGGGCUCUGUUCCGCCCCUCCUGGGUAAGAUCCCACUUGGGGUAGCCUGUUCGACCCUGAGCUACCCAGCUCAGCAUGCUGCCGCUGCCUCCAUGCCCAGCCGACCGUGGGAGGGGCAGGCGCUGGCCCACCGGGACCCGGAGCACGAGGCAAACCGCCAGCUUUACCCCCAGGCUCCUGGGCUGGGAGCAUAUGGUCCUUCUUCCCAGGACUCCCUGCACCAGGACUCGGUCCGAGGCCUGGUCAAACUGAGCUCCGUCUGACCUCUGACAGCACUCCUCUUGCUCUCCACAGGAAGUGACCUCUGACAGCUGCUUCCAUAGCUCCUUAUGGUCCUCCUAUUUAUUCGUGCUGCCAACAGCAGUGUCAGCAAAGCCCCCCCCACUUUAAGACUGCUUUGCCAAACAGAGAAUGGAUACCUGGAUCCUCUCUGAGCACUUUAGACCCUCAUAAUUAGACAUCUGCCCCCCAGCCCUCCCCCAAAGUCUGAGGAGGAAGACAGUAACUCAGGAAUGGGAAUGAGGAUAUCAUCUCUACUGCCAACAGCCAAAAGAAGCUCCACCUCAAACUGCCAGUCUUGAUGAUUUCUUUCCCACUUUCACAAAUGAAAACUGAUUGUUCCUUUUCGUUAUAAGAAUGGUCCCUGUUGUUCAUUGAUUAUCAGUCUCUGCCUUUUUCUGAAUAAAUUCCUCCAGACUUUCAUCAUUUAAGUCAACAGCACGAAUGAGUUUCUGUCUGAUGUUUGUAUGUCGUUGCUUUGCUAAACGACACUGUGCAAGUUUUCCAUCAGGUCAUUUCUUACUGUACGCAAUAAAUUGAUAACCUUUAA